Molecule: messenger RNA, 1916 nt
Organism: Oxyura jamaicensis (ruddy duck)
Lineage: Eukaryota; Metazoa; Chordata; Aves; Anseriformes; Anatidae
Gene: ITFG2
Product: integrin alpha FG-GAP repeat containing 2
Exons: 12
Coding region: 136-1512 (458 amino acids)
Biological process (GO): regulation of TOR signaling
Cellular component (GO): KICSTOR complex
Molecular function (GO): protein binding
Source: RefSeq, a predicted model, not a curated record
AGCACCGCCCCUUCCCUCCCUCACGCCGCCCCUUCCCUCCGCCGCGGCCUGGUGCCGCCGGAGCCCUUCGGAGCCCUCCGGAGCCCUCCCGGCGGCCCGAGGCUGGCGGCCGGCCCGGCGGCGGGCGGCGGCGGGAUGCGCUCCGUCAGCUACGUGCAGCGCGUGGCGCUCGACUUCGGCGGCAGCCUCUUCCCGCACGCCAUCUGCCUGGGGGACGCCGACAACGACACGCUGAAUGAGCUGGUGGUGGGAGACACCAAUGGGAAGCUCUAUGUGUACAAGAAUGAUGACAGCAAACCAUGGACUAUGCGAUCCUGCCAAGGAAUGCUCACAUGCGUUGGUGUGGGAGAUGUAUGCAAUAAAGGAAAGAAUCUUGUAGUGGCAGUGAGUGCAGAAGGCUGGUUUCAUCUUUUUGACUUGACUUCUCCACCUUCAAAACACCCCGAUGCUUCUGGCCACCAUGAGUUGGCAGAAGAGCAGAAGCCAGUGUUCAAGCAGCACAUUCCUGCCAACACCAAGGUCAUGCUGAUCAGUGACAUUGAUGGAGAUGGGAAGUGUGAGCUGGUGGUUGGUUACACUGACAGGGUGGUGCGUGCUUUCCGUUGGGAGGACCUGUCAGAGAAUUCAGACCAUGUCUCUGGGCAGCUGAUCCUGCUGAAGAAAUGGCUGCUAGAAGGUCAGGUGGAUAGCCUUUCCGUGAACCCAGGCCCUGAUGGCUUACCGGAGAUGAUGGUGUCCCAGCCGGGCUGCGGCUAUGCCAUUCUGCUGUGCACCUGGAAUUCCGAGCAGCAGCCUGCAGCUGAGGGGCGGGAGAGCUCUGCCUCCAGCAGGGAAGCCCCUGUUCGAGAUGUUAUUCUCCACCAAACAUCUGGCCGAAUCCACAACAAGAAUGUUUCUACUCAUCUGAUCGGUAGCAUUGGCCGAGGCUGCUCCAGUGAGAAUAGUGGCUCGGGUCUUUUUGCCCUUUGUACUCUGGAUGGGACACUGAAACUCAUGGAAGGGGCAGACAAGCUGCUCUGGUCCGUGCAGGUUGAUCACCAGCUGUUUGCUCUGGAAAAGCUGGAUGUUACUGGCAAUGGUCACGAGGAGGUGAUUGCGUGUGCAUGGGAUGGUCAGACGUACAUCAUUGACCACAAUCGAACUGUUGCCAGAUUUCAAGCAGAUGAGAAUGUCAGUGCAUUCUGUGCAGGCCUCUAUGCAUGCAAAGGAGGAUGCAACAGCCCCUGCCUGGUUUAUGUCAGCUUCAAUCAGAAGAUCUACAUCUACUGGGAUGUGCAGCUGGAGAGAAUGGAGUCCACCAACCUGUUAAAAAUCCUGGAGGAUGACCCAGAGUUUGGCAGUCUUCUGCAGGAGCUAGGUGUUGAUAAAGAUGAUGUUUCUGCAGUGAAAGAUCUGAUUCACAAAACACUGUAUUUUCCUGAGAACCAUCAGCGUAACAGCCCCUCACAGUGUCAGGACCCUGCUGGAACAGACUCCUCUGCCUACCACACUGCCCUCCUGGAUUCCUUAUAACAAGUCACAUAGAGAUUAACAUCUUCCAUCCCAACACAAACUCUUCUCUGACUGGAAUCGAACGCUCACACCUCAUGAAGAUUAGACUGUUCUUUUUCCCUCUGUCAAGGCCUCCACUCAGCAAAGGGUGUACAGGCCAGGUUCGAUGGAGGGAAGUGCUUGGCUGUAGGCUUAAGUGAUGGUGGCAAGUUAAUUUGACUUUAGCUGAGAAAGCUACCAGGACAGCAGGAAUCUAGUUGUUCUGUGUUGCUCAUUGGCCUUCUGUAGUCCAUGUUCUCUGCUAAUGAAAGUCCAUUAUGGGGGCCUGUGGAGGAGUACCAAGGACAUUGAUAGGAGAAAAUAGCCAAGCUCAGUCUUGGUUUUGGCUUAUUCUCACAACUGCUUUAGUGAUUACUUCUUAGUUC